GUUUGUAAACCCUCAUAAAAUUCAUUGAUAUAAUUAUAAACCCUAGUUUAAAAAACCACCAUAACUGCCAUUUCCAACCAGAGUUUCUUUUCACCUCAAAAGCAUGGCGGGAGGCAAAAUCAGGAAAGAGAAGCACCGCGCCGGCGCCGGCGGCAGCACUCCGCACUUCCAAGGAGGGAUUCCCUUCCAUAAGUCUAAGGGUCAGCAUAUAUUGAAAAACCCACUCUUGGUUGAUUCAAUCAUCCAAAAAUCAGGCAUCAAGCCCACUGAUGUCAUCCUUGAAAUUGGACCUGGUACUGGUAACCUGACGAAGAAGCUUCUGGAAGCUGGGAAAUCUGUCAUCGCCGUCGAGCUUGACCCUCGUAUGGUUCUUGAAUUGCAGCGUCGGUUUCAAGGAACUCCCGACUCGAAUCGGCUGAAAGUUAUACAAGGCGACGUUUUCAAGUGUGACCUACCAUACUUCGAUAUAUGUGUGGCAAACAUCCCCUAUCAGAUUUCUUCUCCACUUACUUUCAAAUUAUUGGCGCAUCGUCCAUUGUUCAGAUGUGCGGUAAUAAUGUUCCAAAGAGAGUUUGCCAUGAGGCUUGUUGCUCAGCCUGGUGAUACUCUUUACUGUCGACUAUCUGUGAACACUCAACUCUUGGCUCGUGUUAAUCAUUUGCUGAAAGUUGGAAGGAACAAUUUCCGGCCUCCUCCAAAAGUUGACUCUUCUGUUGUUAGAAUUGAACCAAAGAAUCCGCUCCCACCGAUAAACUUCAAGGAAUGGGAUGGCUUGGUUAGAAUAUGUUUCAACCGUAAGAAUAAAACUCUGGGCUCAAUUUUUCGACAGAAGACUGUGCUGUCAUUACUUGAAAAGAACUACAGAACCUUGUUAGCAUUGCAGCUUUCACAACAAGAUUUUUCAGAUGAUAUGGAUACGGCUGUGGCUGUAUCGGCUUUGGGAGAAUCAAUGGGAGACUUUGGCAUAGAUGGUGAUGAUGGGAGAGAUGAUGAAGAUAUGGAGAUGGAUGAUGCAGCUACAAAUUCGAAAUCGUCUGAUUUCAAAGAAAAGAUUCUGAAUGUGUUGAAGCAAGGAGACUUUGAAGAAAAAAGAGCUUCAAAACUUACACAAACAGACUUCAUGUUCCUGUUAUCUCUUUUUAACAAGGCUGGCAUCCAUUUUUCAUGAUCUGCUGCUCAGUUAUCCAAGUCCUUAUGUCAAGGGAGCAUAUGUAAAAAUGAGAGUUGCUUUGUGUUUUCUUAUUAUUAUUAUAGUUUCUUCCAAAAAAAUAAUUUGAUUGGAAAUUUUGAGAGUAAGAAUUUCAAUUUAUUUUACUUAUCUUUUUCGCCUUCUUUUGUACAGAAAUAGUCCACAUUCAAUUUUGAGUUUUGUAUUAUUUUUAGUACAAAUUUACAAACUCAAUGUGGACUAUUUUUAUGGGACGGGUAGUAUUAUUAUUAUGUUAUAGUUGAGAUGUAGUUCAUUUGUCUUUAUUUUUAAUUCAGUUGGUGCUUUAGAAUUUGGAGAUGAAUUUCUGCGAUAAUUUACUUUUUCUUAUCAGUUUAUGUUUGGUACUAUGUGCUGUUGAUUUAUGCCCAAGUACCUUGUUUUAUGGAUGAAAAAAGAUUUUACUCCACAA
Oldenlandia corymbosa var. corymbosa is the source of this 1619-nucleotide messenger RNA. NCBI's taxonomy places the organism in Eukaryota, Viridiplantae, Streptophyta, Magnoliopsida, Gentianales, Rubiaceae. The record is from the annotation of a GenBank genome assembly.